Messenger RNA from Mus caroli (Ryukyu mouse), 6795 nucleotides. It is a transcript of the gene Ccdc141, whose product is annotated as coiled-coil domain containing 141. The record is from RefSeq and is a predicted model, not a curated record. NCBI's taxonomy places the organism in Eukaryota, Metazoa, Chordata, Mammalia, Rodentia, Muridae.
UCAGACAUCAGCUGAUAGGCAAAGAGCUCAAAGCUGUCCCUCGAGUUUCAGAUAAUGGCAAUCAGUGUGAACAGAGGCGCGUUCCCUGAAAGAGUCCCGGUAGCCUCGUGGAAGCCUUCUGACAUGACCAGCAGACAGCAUCACUACCAAGGCUGCUUGGGGGUUUAAGCCCUGCUUCUAAAGUGCCAUGUCCUGCAAAGAAAGUCCCCAUGUGGGUGCUUCCACCACCACUGUCAGCUCUGUAGCAGUGCACGCUGGGGACUCCAAGAUCGUGAUAGCCGUUGUCAAGUGUGGCAAAUGGGUACGACUCCAACUGGCUGAAUCGCAGCCCAAUCUCCUUGAAAUUGGGAGCAGUCAAGAUGAAACCAAAAAACUGCUUCACGAUCAUGAGCUGCUCCUGGCCAAGCUUAAGGCCUUGGAAGAUCGUGUGUGGGAACUCUUACGGGAAGCAGACCGGACAGCUGAAGCAAACAAGGCUCAAAGUCAGGUGUAUGACGCCAUGGCCCAGACGCUGGGUGAGGCAUGGGCAACCCUGGUCUCCAUGCUUGAAAGAAGAAGGGAGCUCCUUGGGCUGACGUCCGAGUUCUUUCAAAGUGCUUUGGAGUUCGCUAUAAAAAUAGACCAAGCUGAAGCUUUUCUGCAGAAUCCUCAUGAGUUUGAGAGCGCCGAAGCCUUACAGUCACUUCUUCUGCUUCAUGACCGACAUGCCAAAGAACUCUUAGAAAGAUCGCUAGUCCUUUUAAACAAAAGUCAACAACUGACUGACUUCAUAGAAAAAUUCAAGUGUGAAGGAUCUACUAUGAAUUCUGAGCUGAUCCAGGGAGCUCAGAGCAGCUGUCUGAAGAUUGACAGCCUCCUUGAACUUCUGCAAGACAGGAGAAGGCAGCUCGACAAGUACUUGCAGCAGCAGCGGCAGGAAUUGUCUCAGGUUCUGCAACUGUGUCUGUGGGACCAACAAGAAAACCAGGUUUCUUCUUGGUUUCAGAAAGCAAUCAGAGAUCUUCAGGAACAGAGUCUGGGCGCAUCACUUUCAGACAACAGAGAGCUAAUCUGCAAGCAUGAGGACCUGAUAGUCAAAGCAAAGGAAUGGGAUUCGGCCGUAGAGAAGCUGAAAAGCCAGGCUUUGGGGAUUCUACUGUCAAAGGACUUGGCAGAAAAGGAACAUCUACAGCUCUCUAACCAGAAACUGAAUCGGCUUCAAGAAGAAUUUGGAAGACUCAUGGUGGAAAGGAAAGCCUGGUUAUCGAUGGCAAAUGACUUUUUUACCAGUGCGAACAAGGCAUUUGAUGUACUUGGAAAAGUUGAAGCUUACCUUAAGCUCCUUAAAUCAGAGGGUUUAAGCCUGCCUGUCUUGGCAGCGAAGCAUGAGGAAUUACACAGAGAAAUUAAAGACUCUACAGCCACUGCUCUGCAAAAGGGACGAACCUUAAUCAGCCAAGUAGACUCCUGCCGCUCUUGGGUGACAGGAAUCCACGAGAUGAUGGGAUACAUUCAGAACCGAGUGGAUUGUCUCACUGAACAGUGUACAGCGCAUGAGGAAUUUGCCCGCAAGAAACAGCAAUUAGCAACAUCAGUAGAAGACUACCUAAGGAAGGUGGAAAUGUCAAUUCAGGAAAUCAGGCCCAUUCUUGCUACCACAUUGGAUGUUGCUUCCAGCCCUUCUGAAUCAGAGAAGAUUUUAAAUAAAUAUCUGGAAUUGGAUAUCCGAGUCAAGGAGACAGCACAUGCAUUAGAAGCAGCUGCAAAAAUCAUGACAGAGAAAAAUGAACUUGAACUCAAUGAAGUGGCAUUGCUUCCUCUUAAAGUGAAAUGGCUAGAGGAAGAAUUAAGCACGCUUGGUCGAAGCAUCAGCUGCAGGUCACGGGUCCUACAGACGUACGUGGCAUUUCGAAAGUCAUCCGAGGAGGCAGAGGAGCAGCUUCAGAGCCUAAAGGAAUUUUAUCUGACUGAAAUUCCUUGGAAAGAUGAAGAUGAUGCUGUGGUCAAGUGCCGGUCUAACUCCGCUGAGAAGAAAUGGCAGCUGUUUUUAAAGAAGAGUUUUUUGACCCAGGACUUAAGCCUCGAGUUUCUGAACUUAAUAAACCUGGCAAAAGAGAAUGAGAUAUUAAAUGUUAAAAAUGAAAUGCACAUUAUGGAGAACAUUGUGGAAAAGCAAACAAAUGGGAGGGAAGAGCUCAGCCAUCUGCGAGUGGCCUGGUCCCUCAAAGCCAUCGAAACCAAGCCUGCGAGAGAGCAGUGGGAAAUGUUCAAAGAGAAACUUACAAAGACUACUCACAGUGUCAAACUUCUCCACGAAGUUCUCAUGCCCGUCUCUGCGCUUGACCUUGCGGGGAGCCUCCAGAGCACCUCAGAUCUGCGGAGGAGGUGGAUCGCAAUGAAGCCUCAGCUCCAGCAACUGCAUGAGGAUGUUCAGCAAAUCACGAAAGAGUGGGAAGUGUUACACAGUCAGGGAGCUCCUCUGAAGGAGAAGGCUGAACAGCUGAAGGACCUUGUCCAUCUCCACCAGAGGCAGCAAGAGCGAAUCCAGGAAUAUGAGGAAAUCCUGUACAAGACAGUCCGGUUCCACCAAGCCAAGGAAGAGCUGGCUCAUCUCAUCAAACCAAGAGAACUGGAACUUCUAGCACAGCCCAUGGAACUGGCAAGUUCUGAGGAGGUCCAGAUGCAACUGGGCCUUUCGCAAGAAAGGCGGGCACAUGUAGACCAUCUCCAUCAGCUGGCCCUGUCCUUAGGAGUGGACAUCAUUUCGUCCAUGCAACAACCUAAUUGCUCUAAUAUUUCUGCAAAGAACCUGCAGCAGCAGCUGGAGGCCCUUGAACUGGAUAGCAGGAAUUGGAGUGCCCAAGCCAAAGAACAUGAGCGUGUCCUGUCCUGCAGCUUGGAGUACUGCACUGCACGUGAGGAGAUCAAUGAGCUCAAAGAGUCAUUCAAAGACAUAAAAAAGAAAUUCAACAAUCUGAAGUUUAAUUACUCCAAGAAAAAUGAGAAAUCUCGAAACUUAAAGACUCUUCAGUAUCAAAUCCAACAAGUGGAUACAUAUGCUGAAAAAAUUCGGGCUCUAAGGAAGAAAAUGGAAAAAGUUAAUAAUAAGACAUCUGAUUCAUUCUUAAGUUAUCCAAGUAAUAAAGCUAACAUGCUUUCGGAAGCCAUGGAGGAUUUGAAAAAGAACGUGGAUGACUUUGACAAAGUUGUGACAGAUUACAAAAUGAAUUUGGACCUGACUGAGCAUCUUCAGGAAGUAAUAGAGGAGUGUAACUUUUGGUAUGAAGAUGCAAGUGCCACUGUUGUGAGAGUUGGGAAGUAUUCCAUGGAGUGCCAAACAAGGGAAGCUGUGGACAUCCUCCACAGGCAGUUCAAUAAGUUUAUUACUCCCUCGGUGCCCCAGCAAGAAGAAAGGAUUCAGGAGGUCAUUGACCUUGCUCAACGCUUAUAUGGUUUGGAAGAGGGGCAGAAAUAUGCGGAGAAGAUUGUCACAAGACACAAGGAGAUUCUUGAAUCUAUUACUGAGUUAUGUGGGUCUCUCGUGGAACUUAAAGAAAAACUGAUGCAGGGAGAGGUUCCAAAGAUGAAUUCAAAUUUGGAAGAUUUCCAUGACCUUUGCAUUGAUCUGCUAAAGGAGCCAGGGAAGGAUGAGCAGAAAACAUUCAAUGAAGAAAGGAAUGAGGGGCAGGUGCAGGGAGCAGAUGUGUUGGCCAUCAAUGGAACAAGAGAAGAUAGGCUUCCCAUGGACUUGAGGCAGACCUCCUCUGACAAAGAGGUCAGCGCCCAGGGUCUGAUCCUUCCAGAAGACACGCUAUCUGGAGAAGAAUCUGAGUGUAUCUCAUCUGAUGACAUCUCUUUGCCUCCACUGCCAGUGAGCCCUGAGUCCCCUCUGGCACCAUCAGACAUGGAGGUAGAAGAACUUACCAGCUCCUCUGCCCUCGCCCUGCACAUCAGUGGCUACAGGAUGCAUCCAGGGACAGGUGGUCUAGGAAAGGCCCAGGAUUCUGUUCUUCCCUCACCCAUUGCUUUUGCGGAUGGGGGCCAUAGUAAGAAAGACACAUUUACAAGUCAUUUUGAGAGGCCCUAUCCACAGUUGAAAGCUGAAUCCUCAUUAGCCUCCAGAGGAUCAGCAGAGAUGAGUACCAAGUUGCAUAUCAAUGUGAAAUGUCCAGCGAGCAUGCCCCAUGAAGUGCACGACAAAGCUUUACAGCAAUGCUCCCAGGCUCGGGAGAGCUCACUAGAAAUGCAGGAGAAAGUGCAUGCUGAUUCUAACGUCACUAAAAUCCAAGACAGGCUGCAUGCUGCCCUUGAUGUGUCCCCUGGCCUCGGCUCUCAACCAGACACCAGCGGGAACUAUCAGAGGCGAGUAGGUCCCCAAGGAGACAAGAAAAACUCAUCCGCAGAAAACAGCGUGGUCAGCCUAGCUGGCCAGGCGCCUCAUUUCUCCAGGCUGCUGUCCAAUGUAACUGUCACGGAAGGUUCCCCGGUGACUUUGGAAGUCGAAGUAACAGGAUUCCCAGAGCCUACACUGACAUGGUUCAAGAAGGGCCAGAAACUGUGUGCAGAUGGACACUUACAGGUCUUGCACAAGGACACAAAGCAUUCGGUGUUCAUUCCGAAGGUAUGUGAGGCAGAUGCUGGCCUCUAUGUGGCUCAAGCCCAAAACUCUAGUGGCACCCUGUCUUCCAAAGCCAUCCUCCAUGUGACAGAGGAUGUCACUAUCAAUAACCAUUCCUCACGAUGGCCUCUUGGGCUUGAUGUUGGAGAACAGAUGUGCCAUCAGCUUCGAAAUGGAGUCAACCUUUCUAUUAGCUCUGAAUGUCAUGUCAAAAUGACAUCCAGGCUGCAGGAGGGGACCAGUUUUCCCCGUCCUUCCACUGCUGUGCAUUGACCAUCCUGUGCAUAACUGUAGGCAGGUCCUACUGCAUCUGAUAUUGCUGCUGCUGCUGCUGAACACUGUGUAGCCCUUUACAAGGCAUCUCAGUGCCUCCCUUUCCCAGCUGGAAGAGGGGCUCAUCUACCUCUUGACAACUAAGUUUUUUAUUUUAUGUCCUGUGGUGAUCUAGCCAAUGGAAAAAUACUAAGAGAAGACUCAUUACAAUGCUUGGUGUGAUUUGCCAUCAUGUUACUCAUUACCCAUUAAAUCCCUUUCAGAUUCUGAUCUUUUAGAAUAUUAAAUGAAAAGAGCGCUGUUAAUAUGUAAUUCCCAACUACUCCCUUGGGGGAGGGUAAGACUGAUGUUCUAUGAAUUAGAGUUUAAAUUCCUUUCUAACUUCUUACAACUACAUCCUUUUCAAAGGCUCUGGACGGUAACCUCUGGAGGAUAUAGUUAGGGUGUUUUAGAGGGAGUCUGGGUAAGAUAGAAGAAGACAAAUCUAGCCUUCUUUUGUGCAAUUAUCUCUGUAAUAUUGAAGAAUGUUGUAUGGAUUCCUAAUACGAAUUAUUAAAAAAAAUAAGAGAGGUGUUUGUUUUCAUAUUUUAAACUUUGUCAUGCUAGGGUAAAAUCUUAAGUUGAAAGAAUAAUUUAUUACAGAUUUUUGAUGAAGGGAAGAAAUUAAUUAUGUUGCUGGAAGACUGUCUACAAAUAAUCAAAAUAUUUAAAUAGAAUAUAUUUGAUGUGAUAUUAAAAAGCUACUGAAUGUUGUGGAAGAUAAGAAAUGUCUAGUCUAGUAAAAAAUUGGCCUAUUUUUUCUUGUCCUGUGUAUACAAUUUAAUUAAAAAAUUGUAACUGUUUUCUUUCAAGUUUUGACAGAAAGCUAUUAAAAUCUUAUAUAUACACGUCAUCCUGAGGACCUCAAUCUUUUCGCUCUCAUUAUUUUGUCCAGUUUUAAGAUUUUCCGUAUCGUACCUAGCUGCUAUGGCCCAUGUGGAAGGUAAACCAUAAAAUCUAUUCACGCCCAAAGGAGGCAAACCGGUAACAAAUUCCAUCCUGUCACACUUUCUAGCAUUUAUUAAUUUGAUGAGGUCUCUGUUCCAAUGCUGUCACCCUGGUUGUAUUUAGGUUUGAAGAUUGCCAGAGCUUGUGAAUUGCAAGUUCACUUUACCUGUUUCGCUUCAGUUAAUAUUUUUCCUUCAGGGAGCCAAAUGAUAUAGACCUUUAUCAUGAUGUAUGACCCACUAAGACCUGUAAAAUCCCCCAGAGAUGCACAUUUGUAUGUGUGUAUAAAUUGAGCCCAUGUGUUGGAGAAAAAUACUAUGUGGGUAUUCAAGAUAUAGUUCAAAUAGCUUUGUAAAUAUCUCAUCCAUCUUGGGUAUGAGUGGAAUAUUCAUGCAGCAGCGAGGAAUUCUAAGCUAGCCAUAAGACUAUUCUUCUAUUAAUUAAUAAAAACAAAAACAAAACACCUUAAGUAUGAGUCUCCUUACUGAUAGAGUUCCUAUCUUCACUGAAGAGUUUUGUAUAUUGAAAUUCCAGGCCACUGAUGAAUUGUCCAUCUUGCAGUAACUAGCUUCCCACCCAUGCCUAGAAGCACCUCAAGGAAACUCCGUGGGUCACACAUACACAGAAAACAUGGAAAAGGACAAAGGGGUUUGUCGGAAAGAACGGUUCCAGCAGCAGAGGAGGACGGUGACAGAGGGGACAUGAAAAUGACUAAAAUUCAUCAUGUAUGAACUCUCAAUGAACUAAAAUGGGAAAAAAAUGUGAGAAAAUUUAAGUAAGGCCUAAGAUGAAUUAAAAGUAAAUACAUAAUUUAUAUCUAUCCACUUCUAGGACCUAUUCUAGGCAGUAAUAUAAACAUAUUUUCAAAAAGAAGAUCAAAAUGGAAUGAAAGUAAAAAUUAUACAUGUGCUCAAUACACCAAAGGAAGGCAGAGACAU